GUGCGUGUUCUGCCACCGCCGUGGACAUCGAAACCGCGUGGUUCGAUGUCGCGAACAUCUAUCUACCUAUCUAGCAGCUUGCGAACUGCACGACAAUACCUCCAAUUCACCCCCGAAAUUCACCCACCCUAUCCCACAGAUGCCUCUUCAAACGUCGACAUAACCAACCCCUUGAUCCCGCGCCCCUACCCACUAAAAAUACAACCUCCACUGCGCCACCCGUUUCUCGAUCUCACACCCGAACAUCCCCCCACGACACGCCUCACCUCACCUCACCACACCGCAACAGAGAAAAACAAACCAUGUCCUCCCACCUCUCUAAAACAGACACACACCUCUACCGCCCCCCCUCCUCCACCACCUCCGUCCCACCAACAAAACGCACCAAACACACCCCCAGCGCCCCCACCCCCUCCUCCCUCACCUUCACCUCAACCCUCUCCAGCCUCCUCUCUCGCCCCCCCUCCCCCCCCGGUCCGCGCGCCUCCCGCGCCCACGCAAAAAAGAAAGACGAUAUCUUCACCGCUCACCGACGGCGACGGAAAGAUAAAGAUACACGGGGCAGAGAAGGGGGGGAACAAGAUAUCGGCGGGGUGGAUGAAGAGACGCUCGAGCGGUCGAGGAGGAAGAUGGAGGAGAAAGCUAAGAGGUACCGUGCUAUGAAACGGGGGGAUAUAGAUGUAGCCGAGGGCGGAGAGGGGGCGGGGGGGCUGGUGGAGUGGGAUCGCAAAUGGACUGAGGCGGGGGAGAAGGGGGAGGGGAGCGAGGAUGAGAGUGAACUUGAGGAAGGGGGGGGAACGUUCGCGGAUCUGGAGAAGGUGGAGUUUGAGGAUGAGUAUGGACGUCUGAGAGAGGGUACGAAGGCCGAAAAAGACCGUAUGGAGCGGCGCCUACGGAAUCAGCUUAGAGGAGCCGAGGAACUCGACCGCAUGUCCGCCCGCCCCCGCGCGCCAGAGGGACUCAUACACGGCCCCACCAUCCAAAGCUCCGCCUUCAACCCCGACGCCGAGAUCGAGGUGAAAAUGGACGAACUAGCGCGGAAGAGGGAUAGAAGCCCGACGCCACCGGAAGCGGUACAUUAUGAUAGUAGGAAGGAGGUUAGGAGUCGCGGGGUGGGGUUUUAUCAGUUUUCGAGAGAGGGGAGAGGGGGGGAGAUGGAGGGGUUGGAGGGGUUGAGGAGGGAGACUGUUGGGAUGAGGGGGGAGGAUGGGGGGGGUGGGGAGGAGGAGGGGGAGGGAGGGGGGAAUGGUGGGGGAGGGGGUGGAGGGGGUGGAGGGGGGUUGGUGGCGAGGUUGAGGGCGAGGAGGGAGGCGGAGGUGUUUUUGGAGGGGUUGGAGGGGGUUGGUGGGGGGGAGGAAGAUGGGGGAGGGGGGUAG
Molecule: messenger RNA, 1376 nt
Organism: Pseudogymnoascus verrucosus
Lineage: Eukaryota; Fungi; Ascomycota; Leotiomycetes; Thelebolales; Thelebolaceae
Exons: 1
Coding region: 303-1376 (357 amino acids)
Cellular component (GO): nucleus
Source: RefSeq, a predicted model, not a curated record